This is a messenger RNA of Bufo bufo (common toad), 4235 nucleotides long. It is a transcript of the gene MEGF11, whose product is annotated as multiple EGF like domains 11. The coding region runs from base 41 to 2947 and encodes 968 amino acids. Gene Ontology annotation, molecular function: protein binding. Lineage: Eukaryota; Metazoa; Chordata; Amphibia; Anura; Bufonidae. The record is from RefSeq and is a predicted model, not a curated record. The transcript has 20 exons.
GAUAAGUUACAAGACAGCCUACCGACGUGGCUUGCGAACCAUGUACAGAAGAAGGUCACAGUGUUGCCCAGGAUACUUCGAAAGUGGAGAUUUCUGUGUCCCUCUCUGCACGGAGGAAUGUGUCCACGGAAGGUGUGUUUCACCAGAUACGUGUCACUGUGAGCCAGGAUGGGGGGGUGCUGACUGCUCCAGUGGUUGUGACAGUGAACACUGGGGGCCACACUGCAGUAACCGCUGCCAAUGCCAAAACGAGGCGCUGUGUAAUCCUAUCACUGGAGCCUGCGUGUGUUCUGAAGGGUAUAGAGGAUGGCGUUGUGAAGAUUGGUGCGACCCCGGAAACUACGGGAAGGCCUGCCAGCUGAGGUGCCAGUGCCAAAAUGGAGCAACAUGUGAUCAUAGGACUGGCGAAUGCCACUGUGCUCCCGGAUACACUGGAGCUUUUUGUGAAGAACUGUGCCCACCUGGAAGCCAUGGUGCAUUGUGUGAGCUACGCUGCCCUUGCCAGAAUGGCGGUGUAUGUCACCAUGUGACUGGAGAGUGUUCCUGCCCAACAGGGUGGACGGGUUCUGUCUGUGCUCAGCCAUGUCCUUCAGGAAGAUAUGGAGUGAACUGCAGCCAUGAAUGCCAGUGUCACAAUGGAGGGCAGUGUGACCCAGUGACUGGAAGGUGCCAGUGUGCAGCAGGAUACACAGGAGAAAGGUGCCAAGAGGAAUGCCCCGUCGGCACCUAUGGUUACCAGUGUGCCGAAAGAUGUGACUGCCAGAAUGGAGCCAAGUGUUACCACAUCAAUGGUGCCUGUUUAUGCGAACCAGGUUUUAAAGGAAUCCUUUGUGAGGAGCGUGUGUGCGCCGAGGGAUUGUAUGGACUGAAGUGUAACAAGAAUUGCCCUUGUAACCUGACCAACACUCGUGGAUGCCACCCACUGUCCGGGGAGUGCACCUGCAGGGCAGGUUGGAGUGGCCUGUACUGUGAAGAACCCUGCCGGCCUGGCUUUUACGGGGAAGGCUGCCAACAGCUGUGUGCCUGUUACAAUGGAGCUGACUGUGAUGGGAUGACAGGGAGAUGCCUUUGUGCUCCAGGAUACACAGGACAGGAUUGUUCCAUGUCAUGUUCCCUUGGAACGUUUGGAACGGACUGCUCGUCAGUGUGCAACUGCAAGAAUGGUGCUGCCUGCUCUCCGGUGGAUGGGUCUUGUUUGUGCAGAGAAGGAUGGCAAGGGACAGACUGUUCUAUUCCCUGUCCCAGUGGUACCUGGGGUCUGUACUGCAAUCAGACCUGUCAUUGCUUCAAUGACGCCUCCUGCAGCCCAGUGGACGGCAGCUGCAUGUGUGCUGCAGGCUGGAUGGGAGACAUCUGUGACCAGCCGUGUCCGGAAGGGAUGUAUGGUUUGGACUGUAUGGAACAGUGUGAUUGCGGUCACGCAGAGGGAUGUGACCCUGUCACUGGGCACUGUCACUGUCUGGCAGGAUGGACAGGUAUUCACUGUGACAAUGUGUGUGCUCAAGGACGAUGGGGGCCCAACUGUUCGAUGUCAUGUCACUGUGAGAAUGGGGGUUCAUGCUCACCUGAGGAUGGGAGCUGCGAGUGUGCUCCAGGAUAUCGAGGAGCCUUGUGCCAAAGAAUUUGCUCUCCUGGAUUUUAUGGGCAUCGCUGCAGCCAAACAUGUCCCCAGUGUGUCCACGCCAAUGGACCAUGUCAUCACAUCACAGGCCAUUGUGACUGCCUACCGGGAUUUUUUGGGCCACUUUGCAAUCAAGUUUGUACUAGUGGAAGAUUUGGUCGGAGCUGCGCAGAAUUCUGCAUAUGCAGCAACAAUGCAACCUGCAACCCCAUCGAUGGCUCCUGCCAGUGCUACCCUGGCUGGAUAGGCAGUGACUGCUCUGAUGAAUGCCCCCCUGGAUUAUGGGGUCCGGACUGCAUCCACACGUGUAACUGCCACAACGAUGCGGAGUGCAGUGCGUAUGACGGCGAAUGUAAAUGUACUCCCGGCUGGACAGGGCUGUUCUGCACCCAGAGGUGCCCAUCAGCAUUUUAUGGAAAGGACUGUGCCAAUGUCUGUCAGUGCCAUAAUGGAGCCGACUGUGACCACAUCACUGGGCAGUGCACAUGUAGAACAGGAUUCACAGGCAAACACUGCGAGCAGAAAUGUCCUCCAGGGACUUUUGGAUACGGCUGCCGCCAGAUGUGCGAGUGUCUGAACAAUGCAACCUGCGACCAUGUCACCGGAACCUGCUACUGCAAUCCUGGGUUCAAGGGCAUCCGCUGUGACCAAGCUGCUCUAAUGAUGGAGGAACUGAACCCUUACACUAAAAUCAGCCCGGCGCAUGGAUCUGAAAGACACUCUGCAGGUGCCAUUAUUGGGGUGAUUGUUCUCCUCCUGAUCAUCAUGACCUUACUGGGGCUUUUCUUGUGGUACCGACAGAGGCAAAAGGACAAAGAUCACGACAUGCCGAAUGUGUCUUACACCCAAGCAAUGCGUAUCUCAAGUACUGAUUACUCUCUCUCAGGUGCCUGCACUGUGGACAGAAGGCAGAACACAUACAUAAUGGAAAAUGGCUUCAAAGAUUGUAUGAAAGAGUCAGGGUGCAGCUCCAGCACCUGCUCUCUGAGCAGCAGUGAGAACCCAUAUGCCACCAUUACAGACCCCCCCGCGCAGCACUCCAAACACUCAGAGAACAGCUACGUGGAAAUGACCUCACCUGUCCAUACAGAUGCCCCAUACUCAGAUAUACCACCCUCAUCAAAAGCUAACAAAAAUGUAUAUGACUUGGAGCCAUCACUAACCCUAAUUCAGGAUGCCCAACAUCAGAUCCCCAACUACAUGCAGAACCCGUACGACUUGCCAAGGAACAGCCACAUCCCCAGCCACUACGAUCUACUGCCAGUCCGGCACAGCCCCUCGCAUGGGACAUUUUGGGAUAAGCAGAUGGAUAAUCAAUCUUUAUAGAAAUGUGAGGACAAUGACCAAGAGCGCUCUCAUUCUGCAAUAUGCCCAUUCUGUGAAGGGCCGGCACCACUGGACACAUGCAUGAUGUCAUUAGGAGACUUUUUUUUAUACAAAUAGGAUGUAUCUAUAGGACAAGUCACUGUGUGUAUAUAUGUGUAUAUGUGUGUGUAUACACUGUGUAUGGCCAGAUACCACUCAUCCUCCUAUAAGGUACACAUGUGAACAGGGACUAGUCCAGGCGAUGAGUCAGCUUUGGAAAUUGCAGUUUACACACAAUGACGGAUAAUAUAUGUAAAUACAUGUAUAUAGAGCAGCUUUCUCUAAAGAAAUGUAUAUAUGUCAUACUCAGACAAGAAAUGAUCUGUAGAAGGCAAUGAUGAAUGCGAUAAUGGAUUGCUGGGAAAUACAACUUGGUAUUACUUAUUUAUCAACAGGAGCCAUUUUCUUGUGUCAUCCCAAGUACAGGAUGGGGUUGUCCAGCUUUUAAAUGGUGGGUUCCUCCUCCUUCAGCAACCUCUGGAAUUAUUGGGGUUCACGUGUGCCGCCGUAGCCAAUGACUGGAUCACAUGCUGCUUGGAGGACAUGUCACCGCUUCGGCCAGUCAGUGGCUGCUGCGUCAAACAUGACCACCAUCCGUUGACAUGCAAGGACCAGAGCUUGGUUAACCGAAGAAGCUGGAUCUGAGCGACGGGCAGCAAGUAAGUAAGCUCCAGAAAGAAGGGGGACUACCUAAAGGUGUUUAAAAGCUGGACAACCCCUUUAAUGGACUAUGUAUAGGUAGGUUAUAGUUGAAGGUCUGUAUAUUGCAGCCAUAGAUGCCCUAUUGCUUACUGAUAACCUCAUGAUCAUCUAAUGAUAGUUCAAUUUUUUAUGGCCUCUCUCAAUUCCAUGUAUUGCAGCCCUCUCCUGUAUGGCCAGGACCUAUAGCUCUGUCCAUCCUGAUUCUAGUAUAGAAUGCAAAAAAACUACUGCUUGAGGGAACAGCAGAUUUUGAUGGGAUUCAGGAUGCGUGGAUAGUGACAAUCCCUAUGGGUACUGUAAUGGCUGCCAUUAAUUGCUGUCACUUUUGGAAGUACAGCAUCUGUUAGACCAAGAUAACUUAGAAUGGCUGAAUUCAAUAUUCAAGACGCUACAUGAGACGAAUACUCGGGGACUUAUAUUUUCAGGGUUUUAGUGGAAAAUGCACUUUAAAUAAUCAUGGGAAAGGUAUAUGCAGAAGACUUUAUCCUGGGAGAAUUGGUCCAUACGUUUUCAGUCCUCUUCUGGUCAGGGGCUAUUAAUCUCUAAC